UCAAGUCAGCGCUCUCAUAAAACUCUGUGACGGCGAGAGUCAUCCCCGCUCGAAAAAGGGAAUCUGGUGGACGAACCGAGGAAGGACAGAGAGAGUGAGACACAGAGAGAACGAGAGAGAGAGACUCUCUUGUUCCAGGCGCUUUUUCCUGCUCCUCCAGUUCAGUUACGAAACGUUCCCUUGAAAACGAAGGCAGCGGAACUUUUUAAUACCACGACUAAAGAAGAACUACAUAGAGCCUUGGCGUGAGCGUGAGCUGUUUCUGACUUGAAAAUUACCCUCUCCAAAAUGAAGACACGAGGUGCCAGUGGAUAAUAGUGCAUGAUUUGGGAUACAACUCAAGUGGUGCUCUUAUCGAGGGUGUUUGUGCUCCAUUGAUUAUCUGUCAAAGCGAGUCCUGCUCAAUCGCUCUGUACCUUAUUCAUAUCGAAAGCAACAUUCGACAACCUUUCCCAAAGCAGUGAUUCGUUCCAAUAUUUGCCCGCCACGCAUUGUGGUGCAUCGUAACUCCUUCCUGUCCCCUCUCGUCGAGUCCGUGUUCCACGAGUGGAACGAAUCCAGUGCAAGCUCAGUCUUGUCAGGGUUCCAAGAGUUGGUGCGAUGAGUUGUGUGCGGCGGUGCUAUUCCACUGGAAGAGGAGUUGGUUCAUUCUCAAUUCUUCAACCAAGUGGAUGAGAAGGAGACUCCUCCUCCGUGACAUUUUAUCGCUCCCUUCAGUCAUCUAUCAUUGGAGUGGGUUUCUCUCCGUUAUCUCGUGAGGCUUUUAAAGGACCAAAGACCACGACUAGGCCUUAGCUCGAGGCUUUGAGGAGCUCUAUUCUAAAAGAGAGGUCACAUCUGCAAAGAAUCAUUUUCUUGGCACUCUGAGUGGAGCGAGUGAGUUUGACUGACUAGCCCUGGCAACCUCUGAAACCAGGUCGGUGAAAUGACUCUAUGGAUGAUCGAGCGCUCACUCUAUGAUUAGAAGAUCUCUGGCUCCGCUCCAUAACGCCGUCUAGAAGAGUUCUUGGAAAUUCACUCGAAGAGACUUAUGAAUCUUGAACAUUUUCCCCUUUUGACUCAAGGAUCACCCAGCCGCUUUUUGGGAUCAUUUGCAUUUUGAUCUCGUCACAAUGGGGAACGCUCACUCGGCGCCAGCCAAGAAAAAAAAUCGCAGUGGAUCCAAGGGAUUCGUGGAAAGCAACCAAUUUGCCAAUGAAAGCUCAAAUGCCAAAGGUUCCAACUUCCGUGGAUCAAUAAUGAACAGCUUCUCCAAAGAGGAUGAAGAGUUGGUGACAGUGGCCCUUUCCAAUAACCACGCUGAGUGGCAACUGUCUCCAGAACAAAAGUCUUGUCUUCGGAGUUGUUGGGUGGACCUUCAAUCCAAUAUCGAGUCCGUCGGCGUGGUCACUUUCCUGAAACUUUUCGAAACGCAUCCAGAAACGCUCAAACCAUUCAUCCCCGACGUCAACUCGGUCCGAGAACUUGAGCUCAACGAAUG
This is a messenger RNA of Tigriopus californicus, 1480 nucleotides long. RefSeq names its product neuroglobin-like. Gene Ontology annotation, molecular function: oxygen binding; heme binding. The record is from RefSeq and is a predicted model, not a curated record. NCBI's taxonomy places the organism in Eukaryota, Metazoa, Arthropoda, Copepoda, Harpacticoida, Harpacticidae.